Molecule: messenger RNA, 1056 nt
Organism: Geosmithia morbida
Lineage: Eukaryota; Fungi; Ascomycota; Sordariomycetes; Hypocreales; Bionectriaceae
Product: CTNS protein
Exons: 4
Coding region: 1-1056 (351 amino acids)
Biological process (GO): basic amino acid transmembrane export from vacuole
Cellular component (GO): fungal-type vacuole membrane
Source: RefSeq, a predicted model, not a curated record
AUGGCUCCGCCUACAGCGAUCCUCAACCUCGAUGUCGAGGCCAUAUCUGGAAUUUGUGGCUCUGUCUCUAUCGCUUGCUGGGUCGUCGUCUUCUCGCCGCAAAUCAUCCAGAAUUUCCAACGUGGCAGUGCCGACGCUCUUUCCGUACAGUUCAUCAUCGUUUGGCUCCUGGGAGAUGUCUUCAACAUCCUCGGCGCCGUCCUGCAGGGCGUCCUCCCCACCAUGAUCAUCCUGGCCAUCUACUACACCAUUGCCGACAUUGUUCUUCUAGGACAGUGCUUCUACUACCGAGGCUUCACGUGGCGAGACGAGCCGACGCCCGCGCCCAAGCCCGUAUCCGAUGCCGAAGACGGGCCCGACGAACGAUCGCGACUCCUCGACUCCUCCGGUGCCGGCGAACGCAGGAACUCCGACUGGUCGGCCCUCUCCCCGGCUGUCCCGCACAUCGCCGAUACCCCCCCUCCCGCGGCGCCCGGCACGCUGCAGACCAUCCUGCUGAACUCUCUCGCGGUGGUCAUGGUCAUCGCCGCAGGCGUUCUCGGCUGGUUCCUGGGCCGGAAGGCUACUGCUGCCGGAGGCGGACACGACGACGCUCCAUCGAACGACGACGCCCCCGAGUUCAACGCCCUGGGCCAAUUCUUCGGCUGGCUGUGCGCCGUGUCGUACAUUGCCUCGCGCCUGCCCCAGCUCAUCCUCAACUGGCGGCGCAAGACGACCGACGGGCUCAGCAUGCUCUUCUUCCUCUUCGCCUGUCUAGGCAACACCACCUACGUCCUGUCCAUCCUUGCCUACGAGCCCAAGUGCGGUGAUCGACGCUGCACAUCAGCCGAGGCCGGGGCGAUCUACGGCAGGUACAUACUCGUCAACCUGAGCUGGAUCGCCGGCGCCUUUGUCACGCUGCUCCUGGACCUGGGCGUCUUUGCGCAGUACUUCUUCUAUGACAACCAGGAGACCGAGAGCGCGCCUCGUCGGCGAGUAAACGGGCAUGGCGGGGCUGAGAACCGCGACGAUCGGCGGCCUCUUCUUUCGACGGAAGACGGUGCCACCACUGCCUAA